GUUCCUUAGCUUCAGUAAAAGCGAGUUACAGUCCACCAUCGCAGUAACUUAUAUCCAUUUUCCAUCAAUGGCCCAAACAUCCACGCCAAAUCUGCCAUUUUCAGCGACGCUUGAUGUCCUUGCGGCCAUAGUACCCAAGCCUCUUCAGAAACCACGUAUAGGUAUCGUGUGUGGAUCAGGACUCAGCACUCUCGUGUCAAGUCUGAAAGAUGUCCAUGAGGUGCCGUAUUCUUCGCUGGAAGGUUUCGGCAACAGCACUGUCGCUGGGCAGAAAAGUAUACUGGCUUUCGGCCUGAUGGGCAAGGAGAAUGUGCCAGUUGUAGCCAUGCUUGGACGGUUUCACCCUUAUGAAGGCCACGAACCUGCUACUGUGACUUAUCCUAUUAGAGUGAUGGCGAGAUUGGGAGUCAAGGAUGUUAUCAUUACCAAUGCUGCAGGGUCACUAAACCCAGAUAUACCCAUUGGAACGAUCGUUGUGGUCAGGGACCACCUAGCUUUACCCAAUCUCACCGGGCUUUGUCCGCUGUUUGGGCCACUGAUCUCACCUCAAUACCCGCGAUUUCUUCCUCUUUCGGAUGCAUACUCUACUCGACUGCGUCGACUCGCGUUCUUAUCGUCUCACCAGCUCGGGUUCGACCCUGCAGCACUCGGAGAAGGAACUUACGCCUGGGUUGCCGGUCCAUGUUACGAGACUCCUGCUGAGGGGCGCUUCCUCAGGACUGCAGGUGCCGAUGUUGUCGGUAUGAGCACGGUCCCAGAGGUGGUUGCUGCAAGAGAGGAGGGAUUGGAGGUGCUAGUAUUGAGUUUGGUGACCAACAUGGUGGUGAUACCGGAGAAGUACCGGAGCAUACGUGAGGAAGUUGAGGCUGAGCUGGCUGGUCAUCCGAUUGACAUGCCCCCUAAUGAGGUCGCCUCCCAUGAAGAAGUAUUGGCAGUUGGGAGGCAAAAAGCUGAGGCUAUGAAGAACCUCGUAGAGCACAUCGUUCAGCUUGUGCCGAAGAACUAGCUCUAUGAUAUCCCUCGGAAUUUGGAAAGGAAAUAUAGUGUAGAUUAGACGGAUUUUGUACCACGGAAUGUAUAUGUUGUGUCU
Serpula lacrymans var. lacrymans S7.9 is the source of this 1090-nucleotide messenger RNA. RefSeq lists its product as uncharacterized. The record is from RefSeq and is a predicted model, not a curated record. Gene Ontology annotation, biological process: nucleoside metabolic process. Gene Ontology annotation, molecular function: purine-nucleoside phosphorylase activity. The transcript is spliced from 6 exons. Gene Ontology annotation, cellular component: cytoplasm. The coding region runs from base 68 to 1006 and encodes 312 amino acids. Lineage: Eukaryota; Fungi; Basidiomycota; Agaricomycetes; Boletales; Serpulaceae.